Fusarium redolens is the source of this 812-nucleotide messenger RNA. RefSeq lists its product as uncharacterized. Lineage: Eukaryota; Fungi; Ascomycota; Sordariomycetes; Hypocreales; Nectriaceae. The record is from RefSeq and is a predicted model, not a curated record. The transcript is spliced from 3 exons. Bases 151 to 339 code for a protein of 62 amino acids.
ACGACAGACAGAAGAGUGAUUAAUUAAAAUGUGAUUGAUGAACCUAAGGAUGUAUCAUAUGGAAAUGCAAUAUGCCUGCCCAAGCAUAUCUCCAUCUCAUGUAUACUUACAGCACAACCAACAACCAACGUUGUGAAGAAUUUACCUGUGAUGCUACGAUAUUUUUUGUGGACAUGGGCUCUUGAUCUCGGCAUGUUCUUCAUAUUUGUCUAUACAUCUAGGCGUUCUUAUGACUUCUUUGACCCACACCCGGCUCUCUUUUAUUUUAUCAUCAGUGUCACAGUUCAUUAUCCCCAAGCAUUUACGAGCUGCUAUGUGAAGGUGACUGGCCGUCUCUGAGGGGGCGCCCUGCAAAUGGGCAGGGACAAUACCAAGUUUUUGAUGCUUAUCCUGUCAACUCAGUUGCGCAAUUGUACCGUCGAACGUCAGUCAGGGCCCAAUCGCCAUAACAACGAGCUCUACUGCUUGUGCCUCCUCUACUUUUUCUUUCUUCUCGUUUCUUUUUAGAAGUAUGCUCCUAGGGCAAUACAUCGCCUGGUGUGUACCUGAGUCGCAUCGCCGUGCCUACUCCUAGUGAACCUUUGACUGAUACAUUGUGUUAGCUGUCCAUUCAGCUAAACAACGGCUGACUUUCACGUUGGGAGCCAGGCUUCCUCUCCGCGUAGGCUUCUGGGUUUGAAGUGGCGACUCAUGAAGAAACUUGGGAGGAUGUAUAAGAACAUGUGUCUUACAUAGCGAUGCACCGCAUUGGCGAGGACCGCGCUUGCCAGAAGGACAUGUGAGAAGCCGCGUUUCAACUCGACUGUGCGAUU